GGCGGAGAGGCAGCCUCCGUAGAAACCGCUCAAAGAAGAAAGUCGCAAUCGUCGGCUGAUAGAGAACGAGAAAAGAGGAGUAACUCACGGCGAAAAGACGACAAACGAAACGAGGGGGACGCAUGGAUUCGUUUUACCUUUCCGCCAUUACUCGCGUGACUUUGCGCUCGAGAAGGGGGGCUGAGACCGAGUGAAGCGGCCCCGGAGGAGUCUAAGAGUAAGAGUACGAACAACAACAGCUGCCACACAAGUAAGGUUCACUCCUCCGAGUCCGUUUCUUUCCACCGCUCCUCCCUUCAUCAGUCCCCAUUGGCUGCUGUUCCCCAGAGGGCGGAGAUAAGCAUGGGGUAAGGGAGCCAAGAGGAGACACCAAAGCAACACAAGCUGAGGAGGCCCAUUCACCUGCACAGGUGGUGACGUGUGCAGGACUCUGUCAUGGCGCUGCUACGGAUGAGGUUCAAGUUUGUGGUGACAGUGAUGAUGGUUAACUUCUUCAUUUUCAUCCUCAUCUCCCGACACAGCAACCAAGACAAAAAUGGAAAUCACAAGGUCCAAAUCCCUUCCAAGCCCUUCUGGCACAAACUGGCUCCUUUCCUGGCGUACUAUAACCGCCAGCAGCAGAUUCUGGACCUUCAGAACAACCCCAUCCUGACUGCUAACAGCAGCGGUGCUGACAUGCCUGACUGGCUCAAUGACACCAGUUUGGCCUCUGACCCCUGCUUGCCUAACUACAGGGUUACAACCCAGGUGAAAGACUACAAUUCCUUACCGGGCCGCUUCAAGGACUUCCUCCUUUACAUGCACUGUCGCUCCUACCCAAUCAUGAAGGACCAGACUGAUAUCUGUAAGGAGCCCCCAUUCCUGCUUCUGGCUGUCAAAUCCCUGGCGCCACACUUUGACCGCCGACAGGCCAUCCGUCAGUCUUGGGGACGUGCUGGUGUUAUAGCCAAUCAGACUGUGGUGACCAUUUUCCUUCUUGGGAACGCUACGCCUGGGGACCACCACCCAGACCUGUCUGAGAUGCUGAGCCAUGAGAAUGCCCGCCAUAAAGACCUCAUCCAGUGGAAUUUCCGGGAUUCAUUCUUCAACUUGACUGUCAAAGAAGUUCUGUUCCUGGAAUGGAUCCAGAACCGUUGCUCCGGUGCUCGUUUCAUCUUCAAAGGUGACGAUGACGUCUUCGUCAACACCUACCGCAUCCUGGAUUUCCUUAAGGGCCUCUCGGAGCCCCAGGCCCGGGACCUUUUUGUGGGUGACGUGAUCACCAACGCGGGGCCACACAGAGACAAGAGGGUUAAAUACUUCAUCCCCGAGAGCAUGUAUGUCGGGAUGUACCCACCGUACGCAGGAGGAGGUGGAUACCUUUACUCUGGUGACAUCGCUGCUCGCCUGCACAACGCGUCACAACAGGUGGUGCUCUAUCCCAUAGAUGACGUCUACACUGGCAUGUGUCUUCGGAAGAUCGGGCUGGCCCCUGAGAAGCACAAAGGCUUCAGGACCUUUAACAUAGAGGAGAAGUACAGGUCAAACCCCUGUGCCUACAAGAGCUUAAUACUAGUUCACCCGAGGACGCCACAGGAGAUGAUCCAGAUCUGGGCCUGGCUCAGUAGCCCUGACUUGACCUGCCAGUGAGGGCAGCAGGUUGGACAUGGCAAAGGGCCAAAGUGACAAAUACUUUUAACUUGAAUGGACUCAUGACCUAAAUGGUGGCAGCUUUAAGUUAAGAUAUCAUUGUGAUGGUCACUUGGAGCCCCAGCUCAAAGCAACGGAUGGAUUGUGGCCUGAAAAUGAGGAAGGACAAGUCGUUUUCAAAAAUAGUAUUUUGACUUGAAGUCAAACUUCCAGAGACAAGCUAAUAACACUGCUUCACUGUAAAACAAGCUUCACCCAAAGUGAAUGUGUCUUUGUGUGAGUGCAUAUAUUUAUAUCACAACUAUUUAUACAGCCUUUGUAAUGCUUUAACACUGUGUGUCAGCUCCAUGACGGAGCGUCUCGAUGCUGUAUUAAAUAAGACUGAGACCAGGGAAAUGCCCAUCUGGGAUUCUCCCGGUUUCUUGAUCAAGGUAUAAGAAGCUGUGUUAGGUCACUGAGUGAUAGUUUUCAGCGCCCUCAGGUAUCCGAAUAUUUCACACUCGAACGAAAGGGUUGAUUCUUGGUGAAAUCAGUGGUUCCUGCAUGUAGCUGGCUGUAGCUGCAAGCUUUAGAAGAAGUUCUGGAUGAACACAUCCUGCUAGCUGGAGGCUUGGUUUGUGCUGCUAUUUCCAUCCACACUCCCUUAAGUAUUUACUUGUGACUCACUCCGACUCAAACUGAUCCAGUUUUUUCCUCACACAGACUUGUGUUUUGUUCAUUUUUUGUAUCAUUGUUAAUGCUACUUCGGUUCCCUGCUUCCUAUCUCACAGGCCGCUCGUCAAAUUAUUGUAGAUGUUUGAAAUGGGAGUUUGGUGGAGUGACAACAGGCUUCUGUACAGCUCAGCAGGUCUGAGCUUGGUUUGACAUGGAUGGAGAAAUCCAAAUGCUGUCUAAUUCCACUUCAGGGUCUCGCUUUACACAAAAUGCUCAUGUAAAGCUUUAAGUGCAUUUCUAGAGAUACAUGUGAUCUCACGCUGCACGAGUAGAGUGUCAGUGUGAAAUACUUGCUUUAGCUUGAGUGGUUGCAUGGAAGCGACGGAUGUCGUCAAACGCUGCCGUCAGUGAUUUAAAAUGUCUGAGCUUCCAUUACUUGACCUCAUGUGCACCAUCACUGCAAGGCCGUAGUUAAUUCUGGGUAAUAAAAACAUGAAUUCAGUUGAAGGCCUGUGUGUUGAUGUUGGCCAAAAAAAAAAAAAAGAUGGAUGACUUGUGUUUUAUUUAAAAAUCACUGCUCAGCUCGCUUCUGUUUAGGCUUUAGCAUAAAUGCUGUCAACUCACUUUACGAGCCACGUGCUGCACUAUUUACUUUGCACCCAUGUUACAUAAAGUUCCUUUUCUGCUGUAUGCUGGACACGGUGACACGUUGUUGGUCUUUAAACCGUGAUAGGAAAGGUCAGACGAAUGUUGUGAGAAUGUGUGUGUUUUCCAGGUGUAGGGCCAAUACAGUGAUUUGAGGGGUUUUGACAGUAUUUGUCCUCAUCGGACGUGCUGCAGGAGGUGAGUACUGAGAGUAAACAGCUGUAGAAUCGACCCUGACCCUGGUUUAACUUUGAGAGCAGGGUGAUGUUGCCACGUCUCUGUUAGAGCUCCCCCUGCUGGGCAGGAUGAAGAACUCUAGCUCGUCUGAGCUUUGCACACACCUACAGUGGCAGGACCCAAACUCUUCCGUCUUAUUUAUUGAACCAGUUUCUUUAGAUUCUCCUGUUUUUGUUUUUUUGAACAUACUUUCUUUGGUGGCUUUUAGCCUACAUUGGUGACAAAUAUUUGGAUUUUGCCUCACAAAUAAGACAAAUAAAGCAGAUCAGACAAUCACAGUAGAAUUUCAAUUUACAUUUAGAAUUUUCUUGUCACUGUAUAUCACUGUCGGAAUUCAUCUGUCUCCAUGUAGGGUAACAAACGCUAAAUAAAAGGAUAUAAAUGGACCAAGGAGAGCUUCUUCCUUCAUUUAAAAUAUUUAAGGUUGGUCACCGGGUCGUGUGUGUUUCACUGUGGUGUCUCACUACUCACAUACCAGUAAUAGAUUACAUUCUCGACUCGCUACACACAGUUUGUGGCUACUUGAAAAUGUUUACAUAUUUGUUAAUUAAAGUCAUGAUCACCUAUUUUUUUAUAAUUAUUACAUUUGGAUGAUUGGCUGCAUAGGUAUUUGCUCGCUCUGAAUUUACCUUCUGCUCUCCGUUCGAAUUUAACGUCACUGCUUCAAUGUUUUCUUUUGAUGAAUGCACGACUUAGCUGUGUGUUUAUGUGUUCUUAUUGGCCAGGAUGUGUGUCUUUUAAUUGAAUUCCCUGUAACUUAUUCAGCUAAAUGCAAUAAUGGUCUAGUUCUUUUUUUAAAAAAAAAAAAAAAAAAAAAAAAAAUUGAUGUCAAGUUUUUCAGACUCCUGAUAGAAUCUUGAAUUUGGCUUCAUCAACCCCCCGACAACAUGUUUUUUUAAACCCCUGUCUUUAUCUUGUUGUUCUGCUCCUGAACUAGUCAUGAUUACCAAUCUGUGCCUGAUGUUUGUAUGUACUGUACGUGCAAAAAGGGUCUGUCUGUUAUGUUUGGCAUGAUCGCUUCAAGAGAAUGACUUGAUUAUUUCAAUAAAGUUAUAUUUUGUUGUUUUUGUA
Molecule: messenger RNA, 4236 nt
Organism: Mugil cephalus (flathead mullet)
Lineage: Eukaryota; Metazoa; Chordata; Actinopteri; Mugiliformes; Mugilidae
Gene: b3gnt2b
Product: UDP-GlcNAc:betaGal beta-1,3-N-acetylglucosaminyltransferase 2b
Exons: 3
Coding region: 436-1629 (397 amino acids)
Cellular component (GO): membrane
Molecular function (GO): hexosyltransferase activity
Source: RefSeq, a predicted model, not a curated record